AAAAUUUUUUAUGGGCGAGCGAGUUAAAGAUAUGGACGAGUAUUCGUUGAUCAAUUCCUUCAUUUGUUUAGAAUGAGGCGAUACACUGAUUCUUUUCCUCUGCUAUUCUUUUUGAUUCCCUCUUCUUACUCUUGUCAUUUUUCUCUGUUCUUUCAUCCUCCCUAUUAUUCUUCUACACGUUCGAAGAUGUCAGAAAAUUUGAUGAAUGGUAAGUGCCGUAGAUCUGGUAAUGGUAGAUGAAUGAUCCCAGUUCUAUUCUACUCCGGAUGGUAAUUGUUUUUGGCCAUUUAAUCCUCUUCCUUCUUGCCAUUCAUUUUUUCUUUCUGUGAAUAUUCUUCUUCCUCUGUGUUUUUUUGGUUUUAAAGUUGAAAUUGCAGCGCUCGCUGUAAGGUUCUGACUACGUAAAGCAGUUACAAUGGAUAUAAAAGGAUCUCUAAAGGCCUGAGCUAAAGGUUAUGGAGGAAUCAGUGUCCACAAACAAAAUGCUUAGAACAGAGGAAGUUAAGGACAGGAUCAGUGAUUUGCCGGAUUCUUUGCUUCUGCAUAUUCUCUCUUUUCUUCCAGCUAAAGAAGCUGUUGCUACGAGCCUCUUAUCCAAGAGAUGGAGACCACUUUGGCCUUACCUUCCAACUCUUGACCUGAGACGCCAGGACUUUGAGAGGCUUACAUUCUUCCAAAAAUUUGCAGACAAUAUGCUCAAAUUUGCAGAUUUGAAGUCUGUCAAAAAGUUCGUUCUUUGGUUCGGUUCCGAUAAACCGUGUGAGUAUGUUAGACCUCGGACGAUUAGUAAGUGGAUUAAUGUUGUGAUUGGUUAUAAGAUUGAAUAUCUGGAGCUACAUUUGAAGCCCUAUAAUGGUGACUAUGAGUUGCCCUCAGGUAUUUUCACUAGUAAUAGCGUCAAGGUUUUGAACUUGAGUACAGGAAGUUUUUGGUGGACUAGUGGCGUAACAGUGGGCACUCUUUCUCAUGUUAAUUUGCCUUUACUUGAAGCAUUGCAUCUGGAGAAUGUUAAAUUUCUAGAUUUUAGAAGUUUGGGAAUGCUUCUUUCUUCAUGUCCUUUGCUCAAGCACUUGGUAGUAAAAAUUUUGCAUUUGGCCAGUUACUGUCCACUUGACAUCGGAAGACUUAAGCAUUUGGUCACUGCAGAAGUUCCACAAUCACUUCUUCCAUUGGAAGUUUUGUCUAACGCUGCAUUUCUAUGCUUCCGAUGGCAUAAUUUUUCACAGAUCAACCCCGAUAUUCCCACAUUUCAUAAUUUAAUCCGCUUGGAAUUUGAAUAUUAUUCUCAUGACUGGAAAACAAUAUUGAAAUAUCUGCAAAGCUGUCCCAAGCUUGAAAUUCUUGUGAUUGAUCAGUUUGCUUGUAGCGAAAGCUUGGAACCAACGAUUAUUGAUGUUCCUCAGUGUGUUUCAUCAACCUUAAAGGAAUUUCAUCUUGGCAGCUACCGAGGCAAGAAUUGUGAAUUUGAACUUGCAAGAUUUAUUAUGAAGAAUGCAUUGGUUUUGAGGAUCAUCUCAGUUAGCAGGGAUUUUUGUUCAAGAGUAACUUGGAAGAACAAGAUCCUCAAGAAAAUAUCAUCAUGUCCCAUGAGCUCAGUGAAUUGCAGGCUUUUGCUGAAGUGAACUGCCAAAAUUUAGUUUGACGGUAUUAGAAGUUUCUAUUCCUUUUUGGAAGUUAUCCCUUCCUAUCCAUCCUGGGUAAAUUUGAAGUCUUGAUAGAGCUUAUUUCUUUUGUGCUUCUGUUAAAAAAAUGUUGAUUCACAUUGUCUUUAUCAUUAUCACCAUCAUCAUUAUAAACAAAUGCAAGAGUUUUGAUGACAA
Molecule: messenger RNA, 1820 nt
Organism: Neltuma alba
Lineage: Eukaryota; Viridiplantae; Streptophyta; Magnoliopsida; Fabales; Fabaceae
Product: F-box/LRR-repeat protein 13-like
Exons: 4
Coding region: 456-1622 (388 amino acids)
Molecular function (GO): protein binding
Source: RefSeq, a predicted model, not a curated record